AUGCACAUCGUGUCCAGACUCAUCACUAUCACAGCGGCAUUUAGCCCAUGUCUCGCUGCCGCAAAUAGUAAUCAGGGCGAAGUCCCUUCCGUUCGGUCAUAUUUUAUGGUCGGCGGAGGGUAUGCUAAUGAUGGUGCUGGUGGAGAAAUCUUCCGUGGUCAGAUGUACGUGGAGAGGCUCGUGCCAGUCGAAGGCGCUUCCCAAACUACACCCAUCGUCUUCAUUCAUGGUCAAGCCCAGACAGGCACUAACUUCCUCAAUAAGCCCGACGGUGGCCGUGGUUGGGCUUCGCAAUUCAUAAGCCAGGGAUACGAAGUCUACAUCGUUGACCAGACCUUUCGAGGGCGAUCAGCAUGGGCUCCCUCCAAUGCUGCUGCGACGCCCUCGACAUACUCAGCCGAUAUUAUCGAACAGAGGUUCACCGCGCCCCAAAAGUUUAGCCUCUGGUCCCAGGCUAAAAAUCACACCCAGUGGCCUGGAAGUGGCCUACGAGGAGAUGAGGUUUUCGACGCUUUCUAUAGCUCAAAUGUUCAGUUCAUCAGCAAUGCGACAUACCAACAACAGGCAGUGCAAGAUGCUGGAGCUGCUCUUCUUGACAAAAUUGGCAAGCCUGUCAUUCUCCUUGGACACAGCCAGGGCGGUAUGAUGCCUAUCCUAAUCGCCGAUGCUCGCCCCGAAUUCACUAAAGCGUUGAUCUUAAUUGAGCCCUCUGGCCCCCCAUUCCGAGAGGCCGUUUUCAGUACGAAAGCAUCUCGUGCUUGGGGUUUAACUGAUAUUGCCCUUACAUACAGCCCAGCAGUCUCCGACCCGUCCCUUGACCUUGUCCAAGAGGUGCAGACUAGCCGUGGCAAAGACUUUGUCGAGUGUGUGCUUCAAGCCAAGAAGUCUGCACCUCGCCAACUAGCGAAUCUCCAGGAUAAGCCUAUUCUUAUUGUCACGGGCGAAGCUUCAUACCAUAUGCCAUACGACUAUUGCACUGCUAAGUACCUUCUGCAGGCUGGGUGUUCCAAGACUAAACAUGUUGAGCUUGGCGAGGAAGGAAUCCAUGGAAACGGGCAUAUGAUGUUUAUGGAAAAGAACAGUGAUAAGGUUCAAGGACUUGUGGAGGGCUGGGUGCGAGGAAUAUGA
This is a messenger RNA of Fusarium sp. VM40, 1128 nucleotides long. The record is from the annotation of a GenBank genome assembly. NCBI's taxonomy places the organism in Eukaryota, Fungi, Ascomycota, Sordariomycetes, Hypocreales, Nectriaceae.